UUGUUAAAUAGUUAAAACAUUAACAACUGUGUAUAUAUUAACGAAUUUGUGGUUUUGGUUUAUAUAUAGAUGCAUUCAUAUGAAUAUAUAUAUAUACAUGUGUACAUAAGUGCAUAGAACCAUGCAUCUGUAGUACCAUGACCAUAUUCAUCGGGCCAUGCAGUUCGUUAGUGCUUUCCUUUUUGUGAAUCAUGUGCUACAAAUAUAUAAUGAAUAUAAAAUUGGUGGAUGUAAACAUUUAGUAUAUUACUUAUGGAUUAUUUUUCUGCAAACUUGAAAUGGCAUGUUUCCUAGUUGCACAUUGUUGCAGUGAAUAAAAUAAAUUAAAAGAAUAUGGUAUGCAAUUGUAAAAAAGAUUACAUUAGCUGAAAGAAUGUAUAUUAAAGAUACGCCAAGUACGCCGAUCAUUAUAUCAUCACAACUAUUAUUCUUCGGAUUUCAUCAUUCGGCUGGCGACACUAAUCAGGAUUUGCGGUAAUUAGGAAGACGAGUUGUAAUCUCAGCAAAAGUAGUUUGAUCAAGUGGUUAUGUCACAUAAUAAAUGCAUGAGUUAGCUUUAUACAAAAAAUUAUCAAAUAAGAAAUUUAUAUUAGAACCGAAUAUAAGCGACUUGCGGCAGUAAAUGCUAUGACGAGAAUUACGAUAUUAUCCUCAAAUGGGAAUGUGUUUGCGGCUCCCUGCGAACAUACGAUUAAUCUGGGAAUAAAUAGGAAAACAACUGCGGUGUCCAGAAUAAGUAUUGUCGGCACUACUGAACGAAGUAGUGGACGACGAGAGAUUGAAGGCAGCUACGCACGCUAUAAUAAAAACAAAAGGGAAGCUUAUAAAUGUUGCAAUUUUUGCUGUGAUAACUCAAGGCUUCAGGCUGACACUUCUUUACCGAUAACUCGAUUAAAAUUGCCUGAAGUUGGAAGUCAACUGAUACCGAGGACAUGGCAGGAAUCAAUUCAACCGCAGAUUGCUACCAACAACUUAAAUGUAACGCAAAAUCCACGUUACAGUCUACAACAUACAGAAGCUGAGAUUUAUUCCAGGAAUGUUGAGCAGUCGCAAAAUUAUGACAGUGAAAUUAUCAAAUCGAGUUCAAUUUUUGUCGACUUUCCAAAUUAUAAAUUCAUGAAUGAAUUUACUGCAGUAUAUAGUAAAACAAUAAUAACAAAUUGUAGAUAUGAUUAUGAUUGUUGUUCGAAUAUGUUGCAUGCACUUGACGAUAGUGUCAAUGCAAACCAACACACUUGUGCCAAUGAAGUGUCUUCAGGUGGUUUUCAUCAAAUUUGUUGUGUUUCCCCAGCUUCUGGAAAAAAUAAAUGCAGCAGUUAUAAAACCAGCGAGAUGAAAAGUAAGAAUUCCAGAAAAACUCGUACAAGUGUUGCGGGUACGAAUGGCAUAUUCAACACCCAAAUGUACGUCAAUACGAUUCAUUAUAUAUUGUUAAUAUUAUUGUCACUGUCACAAGUGCGUUGGACGCAUGCUCUACUAUUGGUUGAGUCGAAAUAUUUGAGGCCUGCUGAUGAUGAUUUCGUGGCUGAUGGUGUCAAUAAUAAGCACUACAUAAAUACUAGCAUUCCCAGCGAAAGCAGUAAUCGGAUUGCCACGAAGCCCGGAAUGGUCGUUGGUGGAGUUAUUAGUGGUGGUUCACCAUCCAUUUCCAGUGGUUACAUGGAUAAAAUGAAAAUGAACAAUUUGGAAAGAAGCGUAGCAGCAGUACUAAAAAAAGUUGCCUACGGUACAACGUCGACUACAAAGCGCAGUAUUCCUGACACUAGUUACGUGCCAAGUUUAACAACAAUUGCCACACCCUUGUUGACAACUCUACGGUAUGCCGAAAAGACAUCGCAACAACAACAAAUUAAUCAUCAUCAUAGAAAUUAUGAGUUAGAUUUGGAACGCGAUCAUGCAUUGCCAACGUCGGCGCCCAAUGCCGAUAUACUAAAAAGUAAUAGUAAUCCAACUUAUCCCAACCCGAAUAGACAUCAUAACCAUGAACGUGAGCGCCAUAGACAUGUGAUAAACUCUACACCUUUGCCCUCAAUACCGAACAUUCUUAAGAAAAAUAAUGGCCAGAUACCCACCAUACCAAUGUAUCCAGGUGAUAUUCCGUCAUAUUCUCCACCAGCUCGUUCAUUUUUUACUCCGCGGUUGCCAGCAGAGUUUCAGAAUCCUUUUGCUGAUAAACCAACUCUACGUGGCACUAAUAAUGAGGGCAUUGCACCUAAUACAGGAACAUAUAUAAAUCGGCGCCCUAUACCACCACCAAGUUUAAUGCCUGGUCAUGAACGUAUACCAUUUCGUCCACCCGAUUUAGCGGCAUCUACGGGGAACAAUUCACCUGACGUAUCAGUGGCCCUUGCACCAACUGGUAAUAAUAGUGCUUCUAAUAUACCGUUGGGCGUAAGCGCAGAUAUAGAUCGUAAGAAAGCGCUGAAUACGCCAUCGCGUACCAACGUUGCCUAUGGUAAUGCAAAUGUUGAUAAUACAAAUGUUGGCGGCUCUAUACAAACAAUGACAAGUGAUACCAGCAAAAACUUUUAUGAUAGUACUAAAUCACAAGAGCUACCAUUACAAAAUAAUAAUGGCCCAAAACAACACUCUACCCGUCAAGAAGUUUUGCCAAGUAUACGACGAAUUUUAAGUGGUUCGAAUGGUAAAGGCGAUAUACCAGAAGUACUAUUAAAACAAGCUACAUCUCGACCGAUUACCAAUUACAACCAACCGCCCUCUUCACCGGUUGUGCUACUAGAUGGUACUAAUGUAGCGCAACAAAUUGAUAGCGUGGAAGAUAGUGGUAUGUGGAGUAGCUCAAACAUUAACAAAAGUAAGAAUAGUCCAGCCUUGAGCAGCGGUACGGAGAUAUAUGAUGCGACAAAAACAGAUUCUAGCGAACAUAUAUAUACCGCCAAGACCAACACUUUCAAUGAGCACUCAUAUGGUGGCACAAAUGGUAGCGGUAAUGGAAGCAGAAACGGUAGCACCUCCACACCGUCAACAGCAGCGGCCAUAGGUGGACAAUUGGGUGUGAAUUCUGCAGCUGCAGCUGCUGCCGCCACUUCUACCACAUCGACCAUCCUCAGCGCGACAGUUGGUAAUAAUCCGACGUUGUCAGCUACAGUUGGCAGUGGUAAUACUGCCAGUGAUAAGGGCUCAUCAGCGACGUCGUCAUCAACAGCUGCUGCCGCCUCCUCACACUCUACUUGGACGGUCGCAUGGAAUAUCCAUGUAUAUUUUUCCGUUGUACUCUUCACAAUUUUGGCAGUUUACUCCUUAUACAAAGUCCUUACUUACAAUAAGUUAACGCAUCUAUUUUCUCAAUCAUAUUUUAUGUGUAUUAAUCUAAUUUUGAUUGUAAUUUGUUCGGCACGCAUUUUCUAUCUGUGUUACGAUGCUUAUAAUAUCCACGCUACGUUUAACUUGUUCAUUUCCGAGCUAUUAUUGAAUUUGCCGGCUACGUUAUUGACCAUUUCUUUUUCAGUGCUGAUUUUGUAUCUCUUUUUGAAAGCUUUGAACCAUAAAAACAACCGUUAUUCUGCACUCAUACGGCCACUAACCGUUGUUGUGGGUUGUGGCGUGCAUGUGUUGCUCUGCAUUACACUGCAUUAUGUUGAGUCGUAUACGCUGCAGAAUCAACAACAACAACACUUAUUGUAUCAACAGCAGCAACAACAGCUACUCUAUCGUCGUCAGCAACAGCAACAACUGUUGCAUCAACACCAUCAUCAGCAACAGCAACAACAAUAUAUUGCGGCAGCUACCACAAAUUUUCUGGUGUCGGCAACUGGUUUUAAUACUCAUUCGGCACUCUUUCUUCAAUCAGCCGCUGCAGCUCCGACUACCAAUGUGAUAGGCAGCACACCACCUCCAAGGGUACUCUCACUGAUAUGCCAGAUUAUAUACAUAUUUGUUUGUUUGUUCCUGGGAGUGCUGUACCUCUAUUUAUAUCGUAUUCUAAAGCGUAUACUUCGUAGUAAAUCUCAAAAUUAUAUACAUGGCUAUCAGAAUCUCUCUUACGCUAUACAUAUCACCAUAGCGACGGCUUUGUUAUUUGUCCUAUUGGCUGCCUUACAAAUAUUUGGCGCCAUCAGUAUAUCCACAACACGCCCACUGAUACAGCAGUUAACAGCUGAGAUAGAUUGGUUGCAGUGGGGUUACCAGUUCUCCUUGCGUUUGAUUGAGAUUUCCAUAAUAACUCUGCUAUCGUGGGUGGCUGGAUUAAAAACCAGUGGUGGCAAUAAUGGAGUAGGAGUUGGUGCCAAUGCAGCGGCUAAUGGUGAUGCUCGUUAUGGCGUAGCGGGAGGCAAUGGUGGUGGAAAUGUCGUGUUUGGAAGUGGUACAGGCAAUCCUAAUCGGGAGAAACAUGCGCACCAUCACUUUCAUCACAAUCAUUCGAAUGUGGCCGGAUUUUUCCUGCCAUGCACAUCUAGUUCGAGCCAGGAACAGAUAGAUACUGAUUACCCAGCAGUUUGUAACGCAAAUACGAAUCUGCACACUUACACAAUGCGUACGGGCAAACUGAUAUACGAUGAUAGCUUUGCUUUGAACUCACUGUCUGCAAAUGGACAAUCACAAUUAAAUGGUGUUGGUAGCAGUGCAACUCCAACCGGCAACCGAAAUACUAGUGAAUUUCAAUUGCAGACUCAACCGACAUAUCAGCGACCAUAUGAUUCGGGGUCUAUUAACAGCGCAAUGGCCAACCAUAAUACAAGUGAAUAUGGUACACAGAGUACAUUAGCUGGCGGUGGUGUUGGUGCAUGUGGACGCUAUAGCCAUGAGGUGCCUCAGUAUACAGAUUAUUUGACGGAUGCAACUACUGAUCAUUAUGAAAAUCCAAAUUUUGAUUUGCGUGGUUCUGUAAGUGGUUCAGGGUUUGGAGUAUCUUCAGCAAACCCUGGUGGUGUACCAAAAUUUACCAAAACCUCGACCACUUCCACUACUGCUAGUAGUAGUGGGGGUUCAGGUUCAUCCGCCGCUUCGCAGCAGCAAAUGUUGCUUUUACAGAGUGAUAGUUGCUAUUCAGAACCUUUACAGGAGCCUCAUACAGCCGGUUACGAUUUCAAUAAUUUUGAAAGACCACAUAUGGGGACUGUCGGUACUGGACCAUCGUCAGAUUGUUGGUCUGAGUCUCAUGCUGGGCAACAAUUGUCGCGUGUUGUCGAUAAUCAUAAAAGUAAACGUGAGAAGAAAAUGCAUAAAACUUUAGAUCGUAAUGCUUAUGAAAAUCCUGAGCGGCGUAGUUCGAAUUCCACCCAUUCCUGUGCCUCUAGUCGCUAUGGUGGUUACAAUUCCUUUGAUCGUGGCUUAUACGGUGUACGCAAAAGUGGUACGCUAAACAAUAUUGUUGGUAAUGGUAAUGGUGGUGCACAUAUGCCUGGUAUCGGUGUUAUGCAUGGUCGCAAUUCAUCGUCUUCAUCAGCUGCAUCAUCGAAUAUAUCAGCUCAGCGUAUAUCGGGUGCACAAACCAUAGCCCUCUCAACGGAUAGACAUCUACAGCAACAGCAGCGCGGUGGACGCGGCAAUAUACCAGGUGUGGCACGGGAACGUGAGCGUAAUCAAGAGCGCGAACACGAGCACCUUUUCAGUCGUUCGUCGCUCGAUCGUAGCAGCACUCUCCCGCAACAUCCACAUCAAAAUUCUGAAGAUGAUAUGAUGCUACCAGGUAGUAAUGUAGAGCGCACUAAUUUAAUCGAUAAUGAAGAUGGUUCUUGUAUUAUAAAUAGCAACAGCACAACAUCAUUUUGCGGUGGCCAUAACCAAAUGAACGAUACCAACGUGGGAAAUAGUAAAGCAAAUAAUCCCGCUUUGGCCAAAACUAAUACGAAAAACACCACACAUUCCAACUCAUUCAUGUUGCCAACUAGCUAUCACAACCACCAGCAAAAACUUCCAUCUGCAAUAAACACUGCAAAACAACAAAAGCGACAGGAAACAACAGUAUCCACCGCAAAUACGUAUAUAAGUCCAACGGAGUCAGUUGCUGCCAAUUCCGGCACUUCUAACGCAUCAGGCACAUCAUCGACUGCCUCCGAAUCUGCCAGUAAUCGUAGUAAGAACUCUGACAUGCUUGUCGCUGAACACGGAUUUGUACGCUUUCGCGCCAUUGACGACAUGAACAAUGCACAAGGUGUUGGCAUACACAACGCAUCCGUACGCAAUUAAGUUCGUCGCUUUCUUGAUUAUCUGUUGCUACAUACCUAAUUAACUUAUAAUGCCAGAAAGUAAAUGUUUAUUUUUUUCAUUAAAAUUUUAGCAAUAAAGCUUUGUUAGCUGUGAGUAUUUUCUUCAUCUCAACAUGAAUUAUAUACAUACAUACAUAUACACAAGAGAGCAGCAUUUUAUUGCACAUUUCUCCAACUACUGUUUUAUUGUAGCUAUUGCCCAUUCUUUAAUCAUUCUUAUAGCCUCAUACCCUCAUUAUUAUUUUUGAAGUUUUGUUGAAAUACAAUUAAUUCACAGUGACAAAACGCUUUUGUGAUACCUACUUAUAAAAGAGAUAAUUGACUACGUGCUUAUGGAAAUCUCGAGGUAGCUAAUUAUUAAUAAAUUUUAUUCGGUUAUUGUACAAUUAUAGAUGCGUACGUAUUUUUUCAGUUUUAAUUACUUUGAACUAUUGUGUAUAACAAUAUCUUAUUAUCUCUAUAGUUUUUAACAAAAAAAAAAAAAAAAAGAAAGAAAAAAAAAACAAAAACAAAAAAACUGCCCUCAACAUAUUUCAUUUUAAUAAAUCGAAUAUUGGUCAAUAUUUAGAUUUGCUUACGAUUUUUGAAUACCGUUUUACUUAAACCAAAAAAAAGUAUAUUUAUUGAAAAUACAAACAAUGCGAUUUCUUGUAUAUACAGUUAUUUUGUUUACCAAUCAACAUAAAACAAAUGAAAUACUCGUUUCUCUGAUAAUCGAUUGCAAGAUUUAUAUUAAAAUAAGUGUAAAAAAAAUAUAUAUAUAUACAUAAUUAUCUCAUAUGUUGCCCCCCUAAACAAAAUGCAAACAAACAAAAAAUGUAAUUUUCGCAAAUUGAAUUAAAUAAUUAAAAGAAAAUGCCAAAAUAGCAACUUAUUGUAGCACAUGGAAAUCACUUUUUUUUGAGUGCUUUCGAAUUUUAUGACGUUCUAUCUUUUUCAAUUUUACGUUAUAAUGCUUAUUAUUUAUGCAACCCUAACGGUUGGAGCCGACAACAUACAUAUUAAAAGAUAAUUUAAAAAUGACAUAAACAAUUUGUGGCCAGCUGUUAGUUUAAUCUUUAAUAUAAUUUUAUCAAAAUUUGCUAACACAUAUUUAACUUUUCUACUUUUCUUUUACUAAGCAACAAGCAUAGCAAAACAACAGUUGUAGUCAUAAUUAACAAAAAAAAUUCAAUAAUUUCGAACGCUAAACGAUACAUUUCUCGCAUAAGUAAUAAAUGUAAUGAGCCAAUUUGCCACUCAUUUCAGCUCUUUGAGAUGCUCAAAUCACCUUCAUAGUACAUUUACAAAACACUUGAAACAAGUAAUAGUAAUAUAGGGUAUACUUAAUACAUUUUACAUAAAAGAAACGUUUAUUAUAUAUUCAUAAAUAGCGUUAUUGUUAAUCUCAAAUCAUAUGACACCCUUAGCAUAGUAUUAAGAAAGAUAUCACACCAUAUUGUAUAAUGUAUGUAGUUAGACGAACUUGCGCGCGUAUAUAGUUUUAUCGUGUGAACAGCAUUUUAGCUGGUUGUGUAUACUGUCAUCGGAAAACAUUUUUUUUUAUUUCCACUUCCCUUCAUCAAAUAUUUUACGUUAAAAUUACACACAUGAACACCAACCAUGAACCGAUAGUUUCGUUGUCAUUCGCAUAUAAAACUAGAUAUGUGGGUUUGUAAUAAAGAACAAUAAUAAAAAAUUGAAUAAGAUUUGAACUGAUUAA
Zeugodacus cucurbitae (melon fly) is the source of this 7872-nucleotide messenger RNA. RefSeq lists its product as hypothetical. The transcript is spliced from 4 exons. Lineage: Eukaryota; Metazoa; Arthropoda; Insecta; Diptera; Tephritidae. The coding region runs from base 628 to 6150 and encodes 1840 amino acids. The record is from RefSeq and is a predicted model, not a curated record.